ACUGACGUUUACGGCUCUCUAUUUUCAUAGAUUCUGAGUGAAGCGAAGAAUGCUAUAGUUAGUGAUGUUUUUUUUUAUUCCUAGAUAGCUAACCUAACCUAACCUAGGUUCCUAUAUUGUAUUUUUUGGUGAACACUUUUUUCGGAUAGACGAAGUGCUCGUAAAAUUAUUUCGUGUAUAAUAUAUUCAAUGAAAACAAUAAAAUUAUUUUCUAAAUGGUAGGUAGAUUAUUGGAGUUGUAACUUCUCGAUUUUACUCAAAAGUUACAAAAAAACACGGACGACCUUCGACCAUUUUUGAAGAAAUCUCACCUACCAGUGCUAUUGUUUGAACUGCUCAACUCGAAAUCGUUUUUCGAUUGCUAUGAUUUAUCAUCUUAGAUAUUAAUUUUUAUCUAAGCACCACAUUAACGAGAACCGCUGCCAUGGUUGACGCAGUUUAUCGAGGUAACAUCGACGAGUUGCUGUCUGUGAUUGACCACCUGAAGAAAUACAUAAUCGCAUUCAUAAUCGUUCUGCUGGUGCUGUUAUCGGUGUUUCAUUUCUCCAAGUUUUCAGUACAUGUCGUGCCACUGAUCAUCGUCACGUUAGUGCUGUUGCCGGCCGUCUACUACACAACCGUUCUCGUUUUGAAGUUCAGCACCAGUGUAAUUGCUUCGAAUCAAGCCGGAGAAGUCUCAACAAUGAACUCUGACAACAACCAACAAGUCCUAAAAACUCCCGACCUCCCAUACCCGAACAGUCCGACACCGCCGCCGUCGUACGAGGAAGCGACGCGAAACGACCAUUACUAUCAACCACAAUCGUGGUUGCCUUCGACUAGCAGCGGGUAUACCAGCAGUGGUCACUCGACAAUACCCGCUGUGUUCAGUGUUGAGUACCAGUAUAACGAUGCCAUGUCAAAUGUUCACAGAGGUAUACCGGCUGCGACCACGACCACAACCACACAAAAUCAGACCCAAGACGAUUGCACGUCGUCCCACAAGUCUACAAUCCAAAACAUUCCCAGUGUGACCAUAACAUUGGACAAUGAUCAACAUCCAACUGAAAUUUAAUGAAAUAAUAAUAGUUGGGAGUUUAAUGCCGUGUGUCAGGAUUUGAGUUUGACGGAAACAUGAAAAUCCGCAGGAUUAUAAGGACAACCGAUUUAACUAAGAUAAUCCAAAAAAUUAUGGUAAUCUGAAUUGUCAGGGUACCUACUUAACACAGAAAAUUUAGAUAAUUGAAUUUUCUUAACUAUUAUAUUUUUAAUUAUUAAAUAAUUUAACUGAAUGAUUAUGAUUAUUUAGAAUAAAAUAAUAAAAAUCAUUGUUAUUAUGAUUACAUAGGUACCGCAUUUAAUAUUUGUAAAAUCGUUAAAAAAAUAUUUAUAGUAGGUACCAGGUACCAGGUAACUUAACUAUUAUUAUCAUAUAUUAUAUUGUUAUUUAAUUUUAUUUUCACUAUUAUUAUUAUUAUUAUUAUUAUAGUUGUACUGUGGUUUAUAUACAAUUAUUUAUAUUGUAAAUAUAAAAUUAAUUAAUAUUUAUUAUCGUUGUUUAAAAAGGAAUUUGGAAGUUUUGAAAUUUAUUCUCAAUUUCCUAAUAAUGUUGGUGAUUAAUUUUGUAUCUAGUAAAUCAAAUACAUAAAAUCAAAAUAUCUGAAAAUCAAUUUUUUCCCAAACUUUUAAUGACAAAUCUUGAAAUCUAUAGCGAUGAGUGUGGUUUGUCUAUUAUACAUAUGCAAUAAUAAUAAAUUAAUGUUUAUUUAACUUUUGUCAUACCAA
This is a messenger RNA of Acyrthosiphon pisum (pea aphid), 1764 nucleotides long. RefSeq lists its product as uncharacterized. The record is from RefSeq and is a predicted model, not a curated record. The transcript has 3 exons. NCBI's taxonomy places the organism in Eukaryota, Metazoa, Arthropoda, Insecta, Hemiptera, Aphididae. The coding region runs from base 425 to 1054 and encodes 209 amino acids.